UUCAUCCCUCCCUCCCGCCUCUCCCGCUCCUUCACUCCGCCGCUGUGCGCCUCUGUAUCGGCUCCUCUGUCGCCCCGCUGCCCUCACCUCCUCCCCGGGCUUUCUCCGCUGGGUGGCCCCGCUGGUCCGACCGCGUCUGUGGAGCAGAGACAAGAUGAGUCCCGGGUCCCGGAGCUGGUGGUGGUUCUGGUCGUGCUUGUUGAGCCUGAGUGUCCCGAGCCGGACUCUGGAGCUCCAGGAGCUGUUUAAGUUCGGAGAAGAAGCCGGAGACCAGCAGCUGCAGCCCGGGUCGGACUCCACCGCCGAGCUGCCCCUCAACGGAUCCGUGUUCUUCUUCAGCCAGACCUUCGAUAAAGUUUACAUCAACACUAAUGGAUUUGUGGCCUUCGCCGACCCUCCGGCGGAGGAUGAGUACCUGGGGAAGAUGCCCUCCAGUUUCAAUAUGAUUGCAGCCCUGCUGGGAGACCUGGACAGCAGCGAUGGAAAGGGGAGGGUUUACUUCAGGGAGGACAGCAGCCCCGACGUACUGAGUCGCUCCGCCGAGCACAUCAAGCGAGCUUUCCCCAGAGACGACGGAGUGGAGCCCACCAGCGCCCUCGUCGUCACCUGGGAGAACAUGGUCGCCCAGGGGACCUUAGGACGGGGAGACGAACUGGACGCUAAGAGAAACACAUUCCAGCUUGUCGUGGCCUCCAUGGAGUCGUCCUCCUGCGCCAUCCUUCUCUACCCCAUAGGUGGCCUGCAGUUCCUCUACACGUCAGUCGGUGGCGAGGCUAAGCUCCUGGAGGCCGGCUUCAAUGAAGGCCUCGUAAAGAGCUGGUGGUCGUGGAGCGCCAGUCAGGGGACGUACUUCCGCACCACCACCGAUGAGGAGACGUCCAUCAGGGACCUUACUGAGAAGACGACCUCAGGACAGGCUGGAGUUUGGGUGUACGAGAUCGGCUCCUCGCCAUUCUUUGCCUCCAUUACACCGGGAAUGGCCUCUAGCCUUCGUGAUGAGGAGAAUACCACUGAACCUCCUGUGACCCUGUUGCCAAGGCAACCCGACGAGCAAACGACGAUGGACUUCUCAACCCACGAACCCCAGGCGGGACCCGAAGAGGAGGAGGAGUUCCCGACGCCGGCUCCUGCUGAGAACCAACCCAGCUACCCAGACGCUGUGACCGCCACGCCGGGGGAAGCCAAACCGGGAGUUGAAGAACCGUACUAUGAAGAAGAAUACCCCGAAUCUGAGAUCGUCACACCGACAUACACCAACCCCGAGAGGGCUCAACCAAGGUACCCGGACCCAUCUGAGCCCAGAUACCCCGUCUCUGAGCCGCUGCAACCGAGAUACACCAUCCCUGAAACCCCUGAGCCCAGAUACCCUCCCGUCCAGCCGAGGUAUCCUGAUCCUAAUCCAGUCGAACCACGCUACGCCAACCCUGAACCAGUCCAACCAGUGCCACCCUAUUCCCGGCCCCACCAACCCCAGAUCGUUGUGGUAGAUGAAGACGAGAACCUUGACGUGAAUGUAUUCAGGUACAAUUUGGAGACGUGUGCCCACAACAGCCACAAGUGCUCGGCCUUCGCUGACUGCAGGGAUUACAGCGAUGGGUACUGCUGCCAUUGUAGGCCUGGUUUCUAUGGCAACGGGAAGGACUGUGUCGCAGAUGGGAAACCACAGAGAAUGAGCGGGGAGGUGAACGGCCGAGUGUUUGUCGGGAACUCGACUUUCCCCGUGGAGCUCGGUAACAACGACUUGCACUCGUACGUGGUAGCCAAUGACGGACGGGCUUACGUGGCCAUUAGCAACAUCCCCAAGAGUCUGGGCCCCUCCCUGCAGCCACUGUCCUCCCUGGGAGGAGUCAUCGGCUGGGCCUUCGCCCUGGAGCAGCCCGGCUACCAGAACGGCUUCAGUGUUACUGGUGGCGUGUUUUCCCGUCAGGCCGAGGUGAUCUUCCAGCCCGGCAACGAGCGUCUGAGCAUCAAGCAGCGGUUUGAAGGAAUCGAUGAACACGACCACCUGGUGGUUCGCACCGACCUGGAGGGACGUCUGCCCGCCAUCCUGCAGGGCUCCUCGGUGCAGAUCAACCCGUACAAGGAGAUCUACCAGUACGACAGGAACUUCAUCACUUCCUCCUCCAACCGCGACUACACCGUCACCUCCCCUGACGGUGCCGUCCAGACCAGAAGCUACCAGUGGCGCCAGACUGUCACCUUCCAGAGCUGCCCACACGACGAGGCCACCAGGCCGGCACCGUCCACCCAGCAGCUCAGCGUGGACCAGAUCUUUGUGAUGUUCGACGCCGACAACAAUCUGGUCCGCUACGCCAUGAGCAACAGGAUCGGCUCGGUCCACAGCAGCGUCCCGGAGCAGAAUCCAUGUUUCACCGGCAGACACGGCUGCGACAUCAACGCUGCGUGCAGGCCGGGCGAAGGCCUCCAGUUCACCUGCGAAUGUACAAAUGGUUUCACUGGAGAUGGACGCUAUUGCCACGAUAUUGACGAGUGCAGGGAGACUCCUCAGGUCUGUGGGUCCAACGCCGUCUGCAGCAAUCAGCCCGGGACUUUCCGCUGCGAGUGCGCGAGAGGCUUUGUGUUCGCCAGCGACGGAAAGACCUGCAUUGAGGAGGACCGCCCGGUGGAUCACUGUCAGAGAGGAACUCACGACUGUGACGGUCCCGAACGAGCUCUGUGCAGCUACACCGGAGGCUCGGCCUACGCCUGCUCCUGCCUGCCGGGGUUUGUGGGCAACGGACGGGGGUGUCGCGACGUAGACGAGUGUCAGCAGGAACGAUGCCACCGCGACGCCGUGUGCUCCAACACCCAGGGCUCGUACACCUGCCAGUGCCAGCCUGGUUUCCACGGCGACGGCUUCCGCUGCAGCCCUACGUCCUCAGAGCGAGAGAAGACGCAGUGCGAGCGCCACAGAGAGAGCGCCCAGACCGCCACCGCCACCUCCGGCUCGGGCUUCUUCUCUUUCCUCCGCCCUCGGCCGGCCGUCGGUCAGUACGUCCCUCAGUGUAACGAACACGGAGCCUACGAGCCCACGCAGUGCCACACCAGCAUCGGACAGUGCUGGUGUGUGGACGCCAACGGCCAGGAGAUCCCCAACACCCGCACCGGCCCCGGCAGCACCCCCCUGUGUAUCGACCAGGCGGUGACCCCUCCUCCGGUGGGUCCGACACCGCGGCCCGACGUCCACCCCGUCGCUCCGGGAACACACCUGCUGUUCGCUCAGAGCGGGAAGAUCGAACACGUUCCUCUGGACGGGUACAACAUGAAAAUGGAGGAGGCCAAACCUCUGCUGCACAUCCCCGACCGGGUGGUGAUCGCCGUGGCCUACGACUGCGUGGAGAAGAUGGUUUACUGGACCGACAUCACCGGGCCCGCUAUCAGCCGGGCCGGGAUAAGCGGAGGAGACAUCAGCCCGGUCAUCACUACAGAUCUCCAGAGUCCUGAAGGCAUCGCCAUCGACCACGUGGCUCGUCUCCUCUUCUGGACCGACUCCAUGCGCGACACAGUGGAGGUUUCCAAGCUGGACGGCAGCCAGCGGCGAGUCCUGUUCGACACCGACCUCAUCAACCCCCGACCCAUCGUCACCAACCCGGCGUACGGGCGGCUGUACUGGGCCGACUGGAACAGAGACGGGCCUAAAAUCGAGAUGUCCAACAUGGACGGGACGGAUCGGAUCGUCCUGGUGAAAGACGACCUGGGACUUCCCAACGGUCUGACCUUCGACCUCGACAACCAGCAGCUGUGUUGGGCCGACGCAGGUACUCGUAAGGUGGAGUGUAUGGAUCCUCACCGCAGGCUGAGGAGGAAGAUCGUUGAAGGGAUCCAGUAUCCGUUCUCUCUGGUCUCCUUUGGGAGGAACCUUUACUACACCGACUGGAGGAGGGAGGCGGUGGUCGCUGUGGACCGUCAGUCGGAGAAAGAGACGGAAGAGUUCCUGCCGCAGAAACGCUCCCGGCUGUACGGCAUCACCACGACGCCCACGCAGUGUCCGCAAGCCUAUAACUACUGCGCCAACAACGGCGGCUGCUCUCACCUGUGUCUGCCGCGGCUCGGUGGGUUCACCUGCCGCUGCCCGGACACCGCCAGCGCCGGCGCCCCCUGCGAGGAGCGGAACCUGUGAGUUCUGCAGAGCGACGACGCUGCUGCUGCGACGGGAAACAAAAACACACUUAACUGAAUUUUGGUGUUUUCUACUUUUCUUACUUGAACUGAACAUUUCUACGAUCAUUCUCGAGUUCUCCGUGUUUUUAACGGCGGUUCAGACCUCGCCGUAUUAAUGAUGUCACGCUGCAGGUCGCUCAGAUAAUGUGUCUGAUGUGAGGAGGUUCGUUCCAACGUGAGGAAGAAGUGACAGUUAAUCUAACAUACAGGGAUUUUAUAAAGACGGCAGGUAACCUAAACCCACUCACCAGAUUAUAUGAAAAUGUUUUUAUUGUAUUUUAAAAGUGAAACUCUGUAGUUGUUCCUUAUUGAUUUCUUAUAGGUGUGGUCUGAAAGAUAACUGCGAAAAACAAUCAGAUUUAAUCCGAGCAACCCAAAAACUGGAGGGAAGAGUUCCCACGGGCCUCGAAAUGUUUGACAUUUAAAAAAACUUCUUAGAGGUUUCUAAAAACAGUUAUCAAGUUAUUCCUGUAAAGUAUAAAGACUGUAUUUCAUAUUUAAUCAGAUCUGAAUAUUAGUGACACACUGAGCAGUUUCCUUGUUGCUGUGACGCCACCUGCAGGUGAAAUACAGUCUUAUCAACUAAAGGCUGAGUUGGAUUUAAAGGUUUUAUAAAUAUAUGAAAUUUAAGACUCCAUUGAGAAAACCGGUUAUUUUACCUCGCAGAUAACCAUUAAAAGCGUCUCUGUUAGUGUUUCCAACAAUCACCAACUCUGGUUUGGUGGAAAUAAAUCCUUAAUUCACCGACGUAGAUGAUAAAAACAGCAGUUUCAGUCGGAGCAGACCGGCUAUGGAAACAAACCACAGAGAGAAUGUGAUACAACACAGGCAGAGGGAGAGAGACACCAUGUGACUCUGUGUCUGUAUAUAGAGAAUAUAAUGUUAGCUGUUAUGUUAAUGCUUUAAAUCUCAUAUAUUUAACUGCUCAGUGUGUUUUAACUACAAGAACGCUGCAGGAAAACUAAUGAGUCUAAAUGUUUCUAGUGAAGAUUGAAUCUGUUCAAUGAUUCCCGAUUGGAUCAAACUGAUAAUCAAUUGAUCCGAACAGAUCUGAUUGGAUGUUGCACUCGAGGUUUCAGCGUAGGAAAACUAAUCGAACGCUAACUCACUGCGAUGGGACGCCGGAGGAGGAGAAUAACAAACUCCAGAUAUUAAUGAAGAUAAAUUAAUGUAUAAUCUGACUAAAUUACAUGUUUUAUAAAGGAUGUGUAAUAAAUUAAAUGUUUUUCAUGGAUUAAAUCUGAAAUUAUUCUGUAUUUUCUUCCUCCUGUAUGAUCAGUUUCAGCCCCACUACGAACCAGUGACUGGAUUUAUUCUGUUUGUGUUCACAGUGUGUAUUUUUUAUAUGAACUUGUAAAUAAUUACCUGAUAUUCUCUGAUUUUGUAAUGGUGCUGAUGUUCACCUGAGAUCUACCUGAUGAUGAAGAUGAUGAUGAAGAUGAUUACUGUGAAGGUCUGUUGGGUUGUAGCUCCUGUAUGAACUUCUCAUGUUUCAUCGUUGUUACAUUAAAGACUCGUGCAGUCGAUUAUUUGCUGAUACGAGUUUGUUUUCAUGGAAAAUAAAAGUGAGAAAAACAAAAA
This is a messenger RNA of Dicentrarchus labrax (European seabass), 5742 nucleotides long. Its product is annotated as nidogen-1. Gene Ontology annotation, biological process: cell-matrix adhesion. Gene Ontology annotation, molecular function: calcium ion binding. The record is from RefSeq and is a predicted model, not a curated record. The coding region runs from base 155 to 4120 and encodes 1321 amino acids. NCBI's taxonomy places the organism in Eukaryota, Metazoa, Chordata, Actinopteri, Moronidae. The transcript is spliced from 20 exons.